Molecule: messenger RNA, 1049 nt
Organism: Kickxella alabastrina
Lineage: Eukaryota; Fungi; Kickxellomycota; Kickxellomycetes; Kickxellales; Kickxellaceae
Product: dolichol-phosphate mannosyltransferase
Exons: 2
Coding region: 182-961 (259 amino acids)
Biological process (GO): GPI anchor biosynthetic process; protein O-linked glycosylation via mannose
Cellular component (GO): endoplasmic reticulum membrane
Molecular function (GO): dolichyl-phosphate beta-D-mannosyltransferase activity
Source: RefSeq, a predicted model, not a curated record
GAAACUCAGCGUAAACAGUCUGUUUUCAGAGUUUUCAUUCUUCGUGCUAAAGUUAGCGCUUUUACGUUCUUAACCCCUUCUUUUUUCUAUUCCACGCCAUUAUUUCUCUCCCCUUCCUUUUUGGCUUUUCCGUCUCCGCUCCCCCCGAAUUUCUAUUGUCCUUAUUUACGAGGAGGUCUCUAUGUCACGCUUUCACGUCUCCAUCACUCCUGAACCCGAUUCCCAGUCAUCUGUCAACAAAAAGGGCAACCAAUUCCAUUCAUCUGGUCUUCCGUACGCAACCCCAUACUCCAACAGUCAUCUAAGCAUGUCCAGCAGCCAUAACAAGUACUCGGUGCUUUUGCCCACCUACAAUGAGCGCGACAAUCUGCCAAUUAUUAUUUGGCUGAUUACAAAGACCUUCCAGGAACACAACCUGGACUAUGAAAUCAUCAUUAUCGACGACAACAGUCCCGAUGGUACCUUGGAGAUUGCCAAGCAGCUGCAAAAAGUGUAUGGCGAGAACCACAUUGUUCUGCGUCCGCGUGCGGGCAAGCUCGGUCUGGGCACUGCGUACAUUCACGGAAUUCAGAACGCCACAGGUAACUUUGUCAUCAUUAUGGAUGCCGAUAUGUCGCACCACCCGAAGGCUAUUCCCGAGUUUAUUCGUAAGCAGAAGGAGCGCGACUAUGAUAUUGUCACGGGCACGCGCUAUGCCCCCGGCGGUGGUCCCCGGGUGUCCGAUCUUACGGGCUCGUUCCGCCUGUACAAGAAGGACGUGCUGCACCAGAUCAUUAACGCCACGGUGUCCAAGGGAUAUGUGUUCCAGAUGGAGAUGAUGGUCCGCGCCAAGCAAUUCAACUUUUCGGUUGCCGAGGUGCCCAUCACCUUUGUUGACCGCGUGUAUGGCGAGUCCAAGCUUGGUGCCAAUGAGAUUGUCGGCUACCUGAAGGGCCUGUGGAUGCUGUUCACUUCGGUAUAAGCGGAGGCUUUUUUGUAGUAAAACUGGUGUUUUGCUUUCCCCUUUUUUAUCUAUAUUUCUCCGUAAAUUCAACUACAUUUGACGAUUA